AUGGCACUUGUUUAUUCUGCUGCAGCAUCUGGCACAAGUUCGACAGCUUCACUGUGCCAGUUCCCGGCCACGACAACAAGCUCACCAGCGGUGUCCACAACAGCAAGUGUAGUAUCAACGCUGGUGACUGUAGUAACAACAUCCGCCAGCAGCACAGGCACGAAUACACCAACCCAGCCCUCCACAUCCAGUCCAUCAGUUGGUUCUCGCCAUGGCACAGGCACGAAUACACCAACCCAGCCCUCCACAUCCAGUCCAUCAGUUGGUUCUGGCCACGGCACAGACACGGAUGCACCGACCCAGUCGUCCACGGGCGGUCCAUCAGAUAAAUCUGGCAAACUAGGAGCGGUGAUGACGACUGCAGCGACCGAAACCAUGGACCGAGGCUCAGUGACAAAUGCCUCCACUACGACACUGGCACAUAAUGGACGUGUGUCAGGCCCACCGGUGUCAACUAGUGGCUACGGCACAGACACGAAUGCACCAACCCAGUCGUCCACGGGCGGUCUAUCAGAUAGUUUUGGCAAACUAGGAGCGGUGAUGACGACUGCAGCGACCGAAACCAUGGACCGAGGCUCAGUGACAAAUGCCUCCACUACGACACUGGCACAUAAUGGAAGUGUGUCGGCCCCACCGGUGUCAACUAGUGCAACUAUGCCGACCAAUGCCAGCACGUUGACUAGUGUUACUGCUGCUGUCCCCAGUAGCGUCACCGUCAUGCCCUCGCCAAGGAACACAGACCAAGGAACGGGGCCUACUACUCUGAUCAGCAAAACCCUGGUCGUGUACAUUGCUGCAGGAGGCGGUGCGCUGGUCAUGCUGCUUGUGACCAUUGUUGUCAUUUGCAAGUGUACCAGGAAACCGGGAAGCAGGAAACGCGUAGCCAUUACGCCUUCACCUGCAGCCCGAAAGCCAGCAGCUGUACUGCGCCAAGCAGGCUCAGAGUUUUCACCCAGCACGUCCACACGUAAUCAGACCAUGUCUGCAGAAGACUCGCCUAUAAGCAAUGCCUACAUGGACCAGUCGAUCCUGAAGCUUCAGUUCGACGGCGGCAACAGCAUGCAAGCGCAGUCGCUUUCCGUCGAUAGCGUCGGAUUGGGCCCGUUGAUGCGCACCGAGCGUACGAACACAAUCGGCUCUGUGUACGCCACAACGGAACUGCUGCACAAGGAUGAGACACUGUCCAUGGACAAUGCCAGCAUGCUAAUGGCCGACGACUCGUCCUACAUCUACAACAAUGACGACGAGAAUGUGUACCACGCAAUGGACACUACCAGCCUGCAUCGUCGCCAUAAUACAAUGGAUACUGCCAGCUUGCAUCGUCCUCAUACUACCGACGACGAGAAUGUGUAUCAUGCAAUGGAUACCACCAGCUUGCAUCGUCACCAUAAUGCAAUGGACACCACCAGCUUGCAUCGUCACCAUACUACCGACGACGAGAAUGUGUAUCACGCAAUGGAUACCGCCAGCUUGCAUCGUCACCAUACUACCGACGACGAGAAUGUGUAUCACGCAAUGGAUACUACCAGCGUGCACCGUCACCAAAAUACCGCCGGGCUAGAGAGGAACACACCAUCAUCAUCUGCACUGUCAACAGCCACAUUUUGCCACGUACCUACAACUACACAACAUCAUCAGCAGCAGAAGCAGCACGCUGACACCAGAAGCCAGACGGGUUCCGAGUACGAGCCUUUGGAGACGACGUAUGCUGUGUUGCUAAGCAGUGACCCAUGUUACGAGUUAUUGCCCGGCCACCGGUCUCAGAAUCAAUCUUCCACCCGGCGUCCACGUUCGAAAUCGCAUGCUGGGCACAGUGUGGCCAACAAUUCAAAAUACGUCGCAUACAACAAGAACUCGAGUAAGCCGGCUUCAAGGGCUAGCCUUGCGAUGGACCUUAUGGUUCCCAAUAGUCCAUCGGCAGUCCCGCUGCAGGCGCCCGAAGUACCACCACAUAAUGACGUUAGCAGCUUUAUGCCGCGACGAUGUUCGCGGGCUAGUGGAUCGAGCCUGAUGGAUUUGCAAGAAGAAUCCAUGCACCAGUCUAGUGACACGGGUGUACGACCUAGCCGCAACAGCAAAACCAGUGUUCACCAGUCUAGUGACACGGGUGCACGACCUAGCCGCAACAGCAAAGCCAGUGUUCUAGACAUGCUGCCCACAGUUCUCUAACAACUCAAAUCCUGUCUUUCAUGGAGAAUAAUAUCUCUGCUUUGCUGUCUCGUAACUCACGGCCCUGUAUUUUUUUCUCCCUCAUUCGCUCUUUUUCCCCAAAUUUGAAUACCGGUAUUAUGUUGUACACAUCUUGAGUCAGUGGCGAUUUACUUCGAAAUAGCUGAAUGUUUUUUAACGCUUUUUUAACGCUUUUUAAUGUUUUAACGCUUUUUAACCAUUACAAUUCAUUUAUUAUUUCAUUUUUCCUUCUUCUACAUAACUAAGAGGACAUCUCAGGCCACUGGCCAAGUCUUUUGUUUUUAGAUCUUAUUUCUAGCAACUGCUUAACCAUAAUUAUGUGACAGAGAAGAAUCAUAGAAGUUAGA
This is a messenger RNA of Sycon ciliatum, 2537 nucleotides long. Its product is annotated as mucin-2-like. NCBI's taxonomy places the organism in Eukaryota, Metazoa, Porifera, Calcarea, Leucosolenida, Sycettidae. Bases 1 to 2169 code for a protein of 722 amino acids. The record is from RefSeq and is a predicted model, not a curated record. The transcript is spliced from 2 exons.